CUUUGUAGCACGGGCGAAGUCCGUGGCAAGAACCAGAGUGGAGUUACUCCGAGAAGUCUCUGCCCUACUUGUCAUGUUUUAUUUGAAAUAUUUACCGAAAACCCAGUCUAUUAGAGCUAGCGUUACACAUUUCAGGCUGUCGGAAUUACUUUGAAGAAGAAGAGGACGGGGACGUGGAGGAAGAAGAGUUCAGUGCUGGUAUCUACUUCUUCUUUCUAAGGUUGUCACUUCAACUACGGCCUGUUGAAUAAUCUGUCGCUUCAGAGCUUUGUCAAAAACGAAAGUAAACUGAAGAGGGCCCGGAGUGACACCAUGGCUGACAGUAUGGAGGAAGAAAUGACGGAGGAGCGUGAACGCCUGCAGCUGGACCUGACCUGCCCUGUGUGUCAGAGUAUAUUCGAUGACCCCGUACUGCUGCCGUGCACCCACAGCUUCUGUAGGGAUUGUCUUCGGAGAAGUUUACGGGUGAAAAAAUGCUGUCCUCUUUGUAGGAAGGACUUUAAGGAGGGACAGGACAUUUCCAACCGUGCGCUCCGGGACACAUGUGAGACCUUCCUGAAGACCUCCAACUGGCGGCCGAACCAACAACCUGCCAGCAAUGACAUCUGUAAGAUUCACCUGAAGCCUGUUGAGCUCUACUGUGAGAAGGACGAGGAGCCUCUGUGUGUGGAAUGUGUAGCUCUACAUAAUACACACAGGCUGUGGUCAGUAAGAGAUGGAGCAGCAAUAUGUAAGAAGGAGCUGGGAUACAGAGUCCAGAUUUUUGAAAAGAAAGUGGAUUCAUACAAGAAAACAAGCAGUAAAAUCAGCAAGGCAGUGGAUUACAUCAAGCAACAAGCUCAGCAGGCAGAGGAGCAGAUCAAGGCAGAAUUUGAGAGGCUGCGACAGGUGCUCAUCACAGAAGAAGCUUUGCGUCUGAGAGCCCUCGGUUCUGAGGAAGAGGAGAAGAUCGCUGCCUUACAGGAGCUCAAUGACAAGACAACAAAAGACAUAGCUGCCCUGAAAGAGCUCACUGACUCUUUGAAAAAAGAGAUGGGCAAUGAGGAUUUACCCCUCUUGCGGAAUUUCAAGGAAUUAAAAUCAAAAGCACGCUGGGGUGGUGAAGACCCUCGCCUUGGUGAAGGCUGUCUUUUGGAUAUGGGCAAGCAUGUUGGUGCUCUGAGCUUCAAAAUCUGGAAAAACAUGCAGGCCCAUGUCAAAUAUAAUCCAGUGGUUUUGGACCCUAACACUGCCUCUCCAUGGCUGGCUUUAAGUGCAGACCUGACCAGUGUGAAAGAGAGCUCAGAGCGUCUGACUGUCCCCGACAACCCGGAGCGCUUUGAUCCCUGCGUCUUUGUCCUGGGUGCUGAAGGUUACACCUCGGGGAAACACAAAUGGGACAUCUCUGUUGGUGACCACCCCAAGUGGGUGGUGGGAGUGUGCAAAGAGUCAGUGCCUCGUAAAAAGAAGUUCACAGUCAAUACAAGCCGUGGGGUGUGGGCCAUAGGACUGUCCAAAGGGGUUUACACUGCCUUAACACCUGAGCGUACAGAGCUGCAGGUGCAGCAGCGUCCCGAAGUGAUCCGAGUCAAGCUUAAUAUUGAUAAAGGAGAGGUGUCCUUUUGGGAUGGGGGAACAGCAAAGCACCUGGUUACUUUAACACACAAGUUUGAUGAGAGGAUUUAUCCUAUAUUUGGCCCUGGGCUCCACAAUACACCAAUGAUUCUGGCUUCAGGGAAAAUGGCUGUCCACACUUCAUGAUAUCCUGUAUGAAAAAAAAGAGAGAUUUGGAGCAGCAAGAGUUAAUAUUUUAACUCCAAUAAAGGUGGACAUGGUCAA
This is a messenger RNA of Cheilinus undulatus (humphead wrasse), 1818 nucleotides long. RefSeq names its product tripartite motif containing 35-28 (gene trim35-28). The coding region runs from base 313 to 1740 and encodes 475 amino acids. Gene Ontology annotation, molecular function: protein binding; zinc ion binding. The record is from RefSeq and is a predicted model, not a curated record. Lineage: Eukaryota; Metazoa; Chordata; Actinopteri; Labriformes; Labridae. The transcript has 7 exons.